GACAGAUCUUCGAUUUUGCAGCUCGUAUGUAGAAGCGGCGAUCUCGAACUAAUACAAUCGGUCCUUGACGCAGGUGCAGACGUUAAUGCACCCGCUGUGGGAUUCCAAGGGUUGACGGCGCUACAAAUUGCCGCAGAGGAAGGGGAUUCAGUUCUGACAAGUUUUUUUUUGACUCUUGGGGCCGACGUCAACGCAGAAGCCGCGGAAGGCGGAAAAACAGCUCUUCAGGCGGCCGUCGAAUCUGGAAAUUUGGAAACGAUUCGACAGCUAUUAGCAGCCGGCGCUUACGUCAACAACACAGUGGCACGGAACGAAGAGCAAACGGCACUAGCGGUAGCCGUUGUAGAUGGCAACAUUGAGAUCACCCGGCUUCUUCUGGAUGCCGGCGCCAACGCCAACGCG
Molecule: messenger RNA, 402 nt
Organism: Dissoconium aciculare CBS 342.82
Lineage: Eukaryota; Fungi; Ascomycota; Dothideomycetes; Mycosphaerellales; Dissoconiaceae
Product: ankyrin repeat protein
Exons: 1
Cellular component (GO): nucleus; cytoplasm
Molecular function (GO): protein binding
Source: RefSeq, a predicted model, not a curated record